AUGGUGAUCGGAAUUGCAAUGAUGGCGGCUAUGGUCCCUACCGUGUAUGGACUAGGUGAAGCCAGCAACAAGGGAAGUCAAACUAAAGAAAAAGAGCAAGAUAAGAAGGGCCAGGAGGAAAUGUACCACUUGCUCACGGCAUGCAAUUCACCCUCCGAUUCCCAACAGCAGAAAGCACAGAUCCACAAUGCCAAGGUGUAUUUGGACAUGGAUGGGAAGGCCUACAUCAGCCAGCAUCAAGUACCUGGUAUGGUACCAUUUCACGGAUGCCUCUAUUCUCAUCCUGACUGGGAGCCCGGCAAUCUGGCCGGCCUCGUAACGGUCAGUCCUGAGACACCACCACAGCUGCGCUGGGCUUUCCUUGACUCGAGCACGCAUGAAGUAAAGUGGGGAGGAGCGAAGGACCGGGAAGGCCACAUUAGUGGGCCUUUCGGCUUGCACGAUGAUGAAGGAUCUCUCACGUUAAAUGGAAGUCGAAACUGGGUAGCAGUGAGAUGGGCUUCGGAAUGCCACGAAGAAGAGAACCCUAAGGCUACGACGUUAGGUCUGUGGAGCCUCUAUUUUGACGCAGGAGAGGAUCACUCUAUGGACCUACCGGCUGGUGCGGAAAAGAUUGAUAUUGAAUUAAAGCUGGUUCGAUAUCCCCAGAGACCCAGCUAG
Molecule: messenger RNA, 660 nt
Organism: Aspergillus melleus
Lineage: Eukaryota; Fungi; Ascomycota; Eurotiomycetes; Eurotiales; Aspergillaceae
Exons: 2
Coding region: 1-660 (219 amino acids)
Source: RefSeq, a predicted model, not a curated record